Molecule: messenger RNA, 551 nt
Organism: Medicago truncatula (barrel medic)
Lineage: Eukaryota; Viridiplantae; Streptophyta; Magnoliopsida; Fabales; Fabaceae
Product: defensin-like protein 1
Exons: 2
Coding region: 100-330 (76 amino acids)
Biological process (GO): defense response
Source: RefSeq, a predicted model, not a curated record
ACUACUACCCUUUAUUGCCCUAUUUAAGGCAAGCUAGUUGCAUGUGUAUUUUCACUUAAAAUUCUACACUAUAGUUCUCUUUUUUUCUUACAAGUUAUCAUGGCUCGUUCAGUUCCUUUGGUUUCCACCAUCUUUGUCUUCCUUCUGCUUCUUGUGGCCACUGGGCCAAGUAUGGUGGCAGAAGCAAGAACUUGUGAGUCACAAAGUCACAAAUUCAAAGGGCCAUGUGCUAGUGAUCACAACUGUGCUUCUGUGUGCCAAACAGAACGUUUCUCUGGAGGACACUGCCGUGGAUUCCGUCGUAGAUGCUUUUGCACUACACAUUGUUAAAUACAUGUUUAAGAAAUUAAUCCCUAUAUGCUAAGAAAAAAAAGAUGAUGGAUCCAUCACCUUUUUCUACUUGUUCAUGUUUUGGAAUAAAGCUAGCUAGCUAUCCAUUUUAUUAUGGGUUUCUUUCUAUCUUUGUCUUUUUUUUAAUGUCUUGUUAUAGAUCUUUCGAUCGUACGAGUAGAAGUGAAUGAAAUGAAGAAUAUCAUGUGUGUUCUCUCAAA